Molecule: messenger RNA, 1419 nt
Organism: Pseudozyma hubeiensis SY62
Lineage: Eukaryota; Fungi; Basidiomycota; Ustilaginomycetes; Ustilaginales; Ustilaginaceae
Exons: 2
Coding region: 1-1419 (472 amino acids)
Biological process (GO): positive regulation of protein ubiquitination; SCF-dependent proteasomal ubiquitin-dependent protein catabolic process
Cellular component (GO): SCF ubiquitin ligase complex
Molecular function (GO): protein binding
Source: RefSeq, a predicted model, not a curated record
AUGUCUGGACGAAGCUCGAUUGCCAUCAAGAGGACCCUCGCAAAGGACGAUUCGAAUACGCCGAAUACGCUGCAGAUAAAGGCAGCGUCAGAAGGCCCUGGCAAUGCGCGCGGUGAUCGGAUUCCCAACGAGAUCCUCAUCGAGGUCGUUUCCAACCUCGACAUGGCUGAUCUACUUUCCAUCAGCCAAACGCACCGCUCUUGGCGCCAGAUCCUGACUUCGGCACCUCGUCUCUGGACCAAGUUGAUCGUCAAAUCAAAGGUCAAGAGGCCGAGUCACCACCAACUCAUCAAGUUGUUCAAACACAUCCUGAUGGCCGCCGAAAGAUCCCAUCAUUCUCUCGAGCAUGUAGUUUUCCGAGUCCAUUCUCCAGGACAUUGGGACAGACAGGUGUGCCAUGUCUUGCAAUUGUCCGCAGCAACCCUCAAACACAUCGAGCUUUAUGCACCAAACCAGCCAGACGUGUAUGAGAUGCUGUACCGUUUCUGCCCUCUCCUCCGGAAGCUCAUCUUCCUGUACCGGGCGGAGGUUUCGGCGCCGGUCUCGCUUAUCACUGCUCAGAUGCUUCCGGUCAAGGGAUUGCCACCUGUCACGCUACGCGAGCUAGAGCUUUUCCACCUCGAGGAGUUUCACGCUAUCGACAUCGAUGACUCGCAGAUGGACAAGCACCUCGACAAAGUACGGGUCCUCAAAAAAUUCAACCCGUUCAGAUGGCAUGUCGAGGCGGGUGCAUUGCACUUCGACGACGAGCGACUGGUUCGUUCCAUCACCGAGCACUUGGAGCAUUGGCAACUUCCUUGUCUUGAACUUCAGGAUCCUCCUCCAGAUUAUCCACCUCUUCUUCUAAGGUUGUCCAAGCUCAGAUCGCUUCUGGACCUCGAGCUGCAUUCUGAGGAGCUUGCAGGCUACACUGUGCUCAGGAUUUCCUGCCCUAAUCUGCUCGAGAUGAGAGUCUCGAUGUACGAUGGCUUAGUCAAAUUGGCGGCGAAUCUGGCUCAGACCUUGAAGACCACCACACAAUUGCAGAGACUCACUUUCGAAGACUCUCAUCUGUACCCUACCGACGACGUCGUACUAGAAGCGAUGCAAGUCUUGCCGGAUCUCCGUUAUCUCAAAUUCGAUAUGGAUCUUCAUGAUCAAUGGGCUGAAAGGCUCCUGCUUCCUUGUGCAGUACCGGGCUCGCGCGUCGAUGACGAGCUCAUGCUGCCGUUGCCGAGGCUGGACACCCUCCUGAUACGUGGCUGUAGCUAUACGGCCAUCCGGGACCUGACAAGGUCGCUCGUGGUCCGAGAGCUUUUGCGAACAGGAUUCAGCCUGACCGAGGCCUACAUGAUGGCUUUCAACCAGAUGGAAAGCCUAGCGAUGCGCUCGCUUGACGGAGCUCAUCGUGACGUGUCCGGACGUCGAAUUAAGGGCUAA